UUAUCCUUUCUAACGGCCAACUCUCUUGACAUCUGUUUUCUAUUAACCAUAACCCCCAUCAAGGGAACUGAAAAGGCUAUUGGGGGGGCGGGUGCUGCUCUCUGAAAUACCGACUUUGGGAGAGAAAGCCAACGGGCCAGUUCCUGGUGCUCCUGUAAAAUGAAGCCUGCUUUAAUCAGACAUUCGUGCAAUUAGUUUUUCUCAGGCCAAAUAGCUGUCCACCGGAUUGUGUUUCUUCCUCCCAAACUCUUCUGCAAGUAACCAAACUAAUCCAGGAAGACUAAACAUCAUCUAACUAGGAGAACAGGAAUUCCUUGCUCAGACUUCUGGGAAAUGUAGUCCAUGCGACUGUGACAUCACAGGGAGCCGACCAAGAAAUCCCCUUCCGGCGUCUAGCACUCACAGGUAUAGCUUCCUCAAAGUUUGGCGAGAGUCCUGCCCUACACAACGCAUCUCAGACAUGGAGGAAAUGCUGUCUUUUUGGGAUGUGGCCAUUGAUUUCUCUCCAGAAGAGAGGGAAUGCCUGGAGCCUGCUCAGUGGAAUUUGUACAAGGAUGUGAUGUUGGAGAAUUACAGCAACCUUGUGUUCCUUGGUCUUGCUAUGUCUAAGCCAUACCUAGUGACAUUUUUGGAGCAAAGACAAGAGCCUUCAUAUGUGAAGAGACAAGCAGCAGCCAAUGUGCAUCCAGGAAUAACCACCAAUGAUUAUAACAUUUACAAGACCAUUGAUUGUAAGUCACUGUAUAUUCAACGCCAGAGAAUUCAUAAAAGGGAGAAACUCUACAAGUGUGACGAAUGUGGUAAAGGCCUUAGUUCUCAUAAAACACUUUCCAUACACAAGAGACUUCAUACUGGAGAAAAGUCCUACAUGUGUAUAGAAUGUCAUAAGACCUUUAAUACUCGUGAAUCACUUUUUAUACACCAGAAAAAUCAUACUGAUGAAAAGUCCUACAAGUGUGAGGAAUGUGGCAAAUUAUUUUACUAUCCUUCAAUGCUGAAGCAACAUCAAAGAAUUCAUUCUGGUGAAAAACCCUACAAGUGUGAAGAAUGUGGCAAAUCCUUUUAUACUCCUUCAGUGCUGAAGCAACAUCAAAGAAUUCAUACUGGAGAGAAACCAUACAAGUGUAUAGAAUGUGGCAAAGCUUUUUAUGAAUCAUCAAUCCUUCAGGUACAUAAGCGAAUUCAUACUGCAGAGAAACCCUACCAGUGUGAAAAAUGUGGCAAGUGUUUUUGUUCAUCUUCAUACCUUAGACAACAUCAAAUAAUCCAUUUUGAACAAAAACCCUACAAGUGUGAAGAGUGUGGCAAGUGCUUUUGUUCAUCUUCAUCCCUUAGAAGACAUCAAACAAUCCAUUCUGAAGAUAGUGCGUUCAAGUGUGAAGAGUGUGGCAAAAGGUUUUCCUACUUUUCACACCUUCAAGCACAUCAGAGAGUCCAUACUGGAGAGAAACCAUACAAGUGUGAGGAGUGUGGUAAAUGUUUUUCCUCAUGUUCAUCUCUUAGAAAACAUCAACCAAUCCAUUCUGAAGGGAAUCACUACAAGUGUGAGUCGUGUGGUAAAUGUUUUUCCUUAUCAUCAUCCCUUAGACGACAUCAAACAAUUCACUGGGAAGACAAUCCCUACAAGUGUGAAGAGUGUGGCAGACGUUUUUGCUCAUCUUCAUCCCUUAGAGGACAUCAAACAAUCCAUUCUGAAGACAAUCCUUAUAUGUGUAUACACUGUGGUAAACGGUUUUCCUGUUCUAGGCGUCUUCAGGAACAUCAAACAGUUCAUACUGGAGAGAAACUAUACAAGUGUGAAGUAUGUCACAAAGCCUUUUGUUAUCGAUCAGGCCUUAGGAGACACAAGAGAGUUCACACUGGAGACAAACCCUAAAAGUGUGAAGAGUGUGAUGAUGUUUUUCCUUAUUUUUAACUUUUAGACGACAUUAAAAAAGAAAUUCAUUCUGAAGACAAUCCCUAAAAGUAUGGGGAAUGUGCCAAAGACUUUGCUAAUUUUUAUAUCCUUACUCAACAUAUGAUAUAUGGAGUCAUCCAAGCUCCUGUAAUAUCUCCCCUUGGCCUUAGCAGCAAGGCAGCAGCUGCAGAGACACAGUCAUCAGCUGAGGCAGAGAUGGCAUCAGGUGCAGCUGCUGUGCCUCAUGAAAAACAACAGUGCCCACAGAGCAAUAAUGACAGGAAAGUUAUGAGAGGAACCAAUUAUUUUCUGAUUGGAUUUAAAGCUUAUCCACAAACAGUAACUGUUAAGGAAUUAAGAAAGGAAAAACCUAAGUCCCAACAGUUCACCUUUGGGAAAUUCUGGAUCACAGCAGACAGAUCUACCAGAAUCAGCUGCUAUAGAAAAGCAUUGACUAGGGAAAUGCUGUCAUUCUGGGAUGUGGCCAUUGAAUUCUCUGCAGAAGAGAAGGAAUGCCUGGAGCCUGCUCAGUGGAAUUUGUACAGGGAUGUGAUGUUGGAGAAUUACAGCAACCUUGUGUUCCUGGGUCUUACUGUGUCAAAGCCACACCUAGUGACAUUUUUGGAGCAAAGACAAGAGCCUUCAUAUGUGAGGAGACAAGCAGCAGCCAACAUGUAUCCAGGAACAACACCUAAUGAUUAUAACAUUUACAACAAAUCCAUUGAUUGUAACCCACUGCAUAUUCAACGCCAGAGAAUUCAUACAAGGGAGAAACUCUACAAGUGUGAAGAAUGUGGAAAGGGCCUAAGUUCUCAUAAAACACUUUCCAUACACAAGAGACUUCAUACUGGAGAAAAACCCUAUAUGUGUAUAAAAUGUCAUAAGACUUUUAAUACUCGAGCAUCACUUUUUAUACACCAGAAAAAUCAUACUGAUGAGAAAUCCUACAAGUGUGAAGAAUGUGGCAAAUUAUUUUACUAUCCUUCAAUGCUGAAGCAACAUCAAAGAAUUCAUUCUGGAGAGAAACCCUACAAGUGUGAAAAAUGUGGCAAAGCUUUUUAUGAGCUAUCAUUCCUUCAGGUGCAUGAGCGAAUUCAUUCUGGAGAGAAACCCUACAAGUGUGAAGAAUGUGGCAAAGCUUUUUAUGAACCAUCAUUCCUUCAGGUACAUCAACAAAUUCAUACUGCAGAGAAAUCCUACAAGUGUGAAGAGUGUGGCAAAAGGUUUUCUUACUUUGCACACCUUAAGCAGCAUCAGACAGUCCACACUGGAGAGAAAUCAUACAAGUGUGAGGAGUGUGGUAAGUGCUUUUCCUUAUCUUCAUCCCUUAGACGACAUCAAACAAUUCACUGGGAAGACAAUCCUUACAAGUGUGAAGAGUGUGGCAGAUUUUUUUACUCAUCUUUAUCCCUUAGAGGACAUAAAAAAAUCCAUUCUGAAGACAAUCCUUAUAUGUGUGUACAAUGUGGCAAACGGUUUUCCUGUUCUAGGCAUCUUCAGGAACAUCGAACAGUUCAUACUGGAGAGAAACCAUACAAGUGUGAGGAGUGUGGUAAAUGUUUUACCUUAUCUUCAUCCCUUAGACGACAUCAAAUAAUUCACUGGGAAAACAACCCCUACAAGUGUGAAGAGUGUGGCAGAUGUUUCUACUCAUCUUUAUCCCUUAGAGGACAUAAAAAAAUCCAUUCUGAAGACAAUCCUUAUAUGUGUGUACAAUGUGGCAAACGAUAUUCCUCUUCUAGGGAUCUUCAGGAACAUCAAACACUUCAUACUGGAGAGAAACUAUACAAGUGUGAAGAGUGUGGCAAAGCCUUUCGGUAUCACUCAGGCUUUAUGAAACAUAAGAGAGUUCAUACAGGAGAGAAAUCCUAAAACUGUCUUAAGUUUACUUCUUCAACACUUAAAACACAUCAAAUAAUUCAUUCUGACUACAAACUCCAUGAGUGUGUGAAGUGUGGUAAAAUCUUUGCUAACGAUUCAGGUCUUAUCCACCUCUAAUGCAUCCAUAGUGGAGAAUAUUAAGUUAAUUAUUUUGGAAUGUUAACAUGAACAUCUAACUUCCAAGAGCAUAAAUGCUAAGAAUGUCACCAGGGAAAAUUAUAGGCGUCUCUUUGCUGUAACCCCCAUCAGUUUGUUCAAGCAAUAUGUUUGAAAUUUGCCUUGAUUAAUGAGUCUUUUUCUUCUGUAACUAUAAAUGUUCCAUGAAACCUUUACCAUGUCAUAACGUUGUCCAUUUGGUGCCUGGAAUCUGAGGACUAGGCUGUGGCACAGUUGCUGUUGUUUUUCCCAGUGGAGUCAUUCAAACUUCAAACACUUCAGAGAUCUACAGAAUAUGGCAGUUAAGGUAUUUCAAUAAUGUAGAUUUUUUCUUUUUUUAUGAUAAUGAGACAUGUCUGCUCCUGGCAGCAUGAAUCUACUUCAGAGAAGAUGAUGAGCAUAGAAGAAACUCCUUAUGGAACUUACUUUAUUUGUGGCAAAAAUUAGCCACUGGGUAAGAAAGUGCCCUUACCUUGACUGCUGACAAUAUAUAAUCUCUGGACUAAGUACGGCAGAGACUCUGAAACUCAGCUGGCAUUUCUCAUUUCUCUUUUUAAUUUUAAACCCCAUUAUUUUGAAAGUAAAGAAGUUCAUAUGUGAAAAUUAACAAGACCUGAAAACUACAGUGUUGUGGAAUAUUAUUUUAACUAGGCAAAGAUGGGUUUCAUUUGUUUAUGCUGUGGAAUAUUACUUUAACUGUGUAAAGAUGUGUUACAUUUGUUACUGCUUCCUUGUUAACCAUGUAAAGAUGUGUUGCAUCUGUUUCACCUUGCCUGCCUAAGGCACCUGAUUGGUCUAAUAACAAGCUGAAUGGCCAAUAGCUAGGCAGGAGGGGGAUGGGUGAGGCUCACAGGCAGAGAGAAAAAAUGGCAAGAGAAUCUAGGAUGGAGGAAAAGGAAAAGAGAACAAGGCAGAGAGUGAUACAUCAGGACCGGAAGUCAGAAGGCUCCAGUAAACAAUGGAUACAGCAGGAAAGCAAGAUAUAUAGAAAAAAAGAAGGGUAAAAAGCCCUGCCACAAAAUGUACAUGAUGAGAAACAGGUUAAGUUAUAAGAGCCAGCAAGAAAUGAACCUAAGCUAAGACCAAGCAUUCAUAACUAAUAAGUCUCCAUGUCAUGAUUUCUGAGAUGGUUGGUGGCUCAAGAGAAACCCUGUUAUACUACAGAUCAUGAACUUCCAUACAUUUAGACUGGACAUUCAGAACAGAAUCUGAAGCGUUUACACUAGAUUUGACACUGUCUGCACUGAAUAUAUUUUAUGCAUUUAUACACCAUGAAACUAAAAUCCAUAUCAGAGUUGGAACCUGAAUAUCAGUUAUCUUAUGUCCUCUUACAAAACCCACAUUCAUUACCUGCUUAAAAAUUUCCUCAUCCCCUAAUAUUUAAUCUUUAUUCUCUUUUUUUACUUUACAUAGUAAACACACAUACACAUUUCUUUACAUGUAUACAUAUAUUGCUGUCUAUACUAACCAUAUGAGGGAGAACAUGCAGUGUAUUUCUUCAUAUGACUGUGUGAUCUCAACUUACAUACAUUGUGUGUCCAUCUAUUUUUCUGUAAGUAUUGUGAUUAUACUUUUUUAGAGUUAAAUAGCAUCCCCUCUGUGUGUGUAUAAUAAACAUAUACAUUUAUGUUUACCAACUUA
This is a messenger RNA of Peromyscus eremicus (cactus mouse), 5575 nucleotides long. RefSeq names its product zinc finger protein 493-like. The record is from RefSeq and is a predicted model, not a curated record. The transcript has 10 exons. Gene Ontology annotation, molecular function: DNA-binding transcription repressor activity, RNA polymerase II-specific. Lineage: Eukaryota; Metazoa; Chordata; Mammalia; Rodentia; Cricetidae. Gene Ontology annotation, biological process: negative regulation of transcription by RNA polymerase II.